Molecule: messenger RNA, 4196 nt
Organism: Mesoplodon densirostris (Blainville's beaked whale)
Lineage: Eukaryota; Metazoa; Chordata; Mammalia; Artiodactyla; Ziphiidae
Gene: CDON
Product: cell adhesion associated, oncogene regulated
Exons: 20
Coding region: 195-3947 (1250 amino acids)
Biological process (GO): nervous system development; axon guidance; cell-cell adhesion
Cellular component (GO): axon; plasma membrane
Molecular function (GO): protein binding
Source: RefSeq, a predicted model, not a curated record
CGUUCGGAUCGCAGCCGCCGCUGCCGCCGUAGCCGCCGUAGCCGCCGCCAGCGCGCGGGGGAUGACCUGGGGGUGGCUUUCGGAGCCGGCUGCCGCUCAGGAGGUCUGGGGGCUUAGCCAGCCCUGCUUAGAGUAAGCCAAGGCCUGGAUUUUGCUCUGGAAGUCUGUCCCGCCCGCUUCUGUAAUCUGGCGCUAUGCAUCCAGUUGCUGGACCCUUACAGACACUGCUGUAUGUUACUCUCCCGAUUCUGUGCACUUCCGUGAGUCCAGACUUGGCACCUUAUUUUAUUUCUGAGCCAUUGUCUGCCAUCCAGAAACUUGGUGGACCUGUAGUACUGCAUUGUUCUGCUAAACCUGUGACUGCUCGUAUCUCAUGGUUGCAUAAUGGAAAAAGAUUGGACAGAAAUGUGGAACAGAUUAAGGUUCAUCAGGGGACGUUGACUAUCCUUUCUCUUAACCCCUCCCUUUCGGGUUAUUACCAGUGCAUUGCCAACAAUAGCAUUGGUGCCAUUGUGAGUGGUCCUGCAACCAUAUCCACUGCAGUUCUUGGUGAUUUUGGUUCAUCAACAAAGCAUGUUAUUACAGCUGAAGAAAAAAGUACUGGUUUCAUUGGCUGCAAGGUACCAGAUAGUAACCCCAAAGCUGAGGUGCGCUAUAAAAUCCGGGGAAAGUGGCUGAAACAUUCCACAGAGAAUUACUUAAUCCUUCCAUCAGGGAAUCUUCAGAUUUUGAAUGUAUCCUUAGAGGACAAGGGAUCAUAUAAAUGUGCAGCUUUUAAUCCUGUCACACAUGAAUUAAAAGUUGAACCCAUUGGCCAAAAGCUCCUUGUGAGUCGCCCUUCUUCAGAUGACUUUCACAUUCUUCACCCCGCCCUUUCACAGGCAUUAGCUGUUCUCUCUCGUAGCCCUGUGACCCUGGAGUGUGUGGUAAGUGGAAUCCCAGCUUCUCACGUGCACUGGCUGAAAGACGGUCAGGACGCUGUGCCAGGAGGCAAGUGGAGAAGGUUGUAUUCACAUCUUGCCACGGACAGCAUUGAUCCGGCGGACUCUGGCAACUACUCCUGUGUGGUGGGAAACAAGUCUGGAGACACCAAACACGUGACUUACGUGGUGAAUGUACUUGAACAUGCUUCCAUUUCUAAAGGACUGCAGGAUCAGACAGUGUCUCUGGGUGCCACGGUACAAUUCACGUGUGAAGUUCAUGGGAACCCAACCCCCAACCGUACCUGGUUUCACAACGCACGGCCCAUUCGUCGUUCCCCACGACAUCUAACUGUGGGAAAUGGAUUGAAAAUCAGGGGUGUUACCAUGGAAGAUUCUGGGCUGUAUCAGUGUGUAGCAGAUAAUGGGAUUGGAUUUAUGCAGUCUACUGGGAGACUGGAAAUUGAAAACGACAGUGGACUCAAGCCUGUUAUAAUUACAGCACCAGCAAGUGCAGAGGUGGCCUCUGGAGGCUCCGUGACUUUGUCCUGCAAUGCCACCGGGGUGCCGGUUCCAGCCAUUCGUUGGUACGACAGUCAUGGAUUGAUAACCAGCCAUUUGUCUCAAGUUCUUAGAUCUAAAUCCCGAAAACUGCACUUAUCAAGACCUGGGGGUUCUGACCUGGAGCCUGUGUACUUCAUCAUGUCCCAGGCUGGCUCAAGCUCUCUAUAUAUUCAGGCUGUUACUCAGGAACACGCUGGGAAGUACACCUGCGAAGCUGCAAACGCACACGGCACCACACAGUCGGAAGCCGUCCUCACUGUUGUUCCUUUUGAAACAAAUACAAAAGCAGAAAUAGUCACACCUUCUGAUCCCACUCAGAAUGAUAAAAGUGAUGGUUCAGAAACUGGACUAUUGAGCUCAUUGCCAUUGAAGGAACAUUCCAGUGCUACAGAAUCAUCAUCAGAGAAAAACGCUAGUGGUACCUCUGUCCCCGAUGCCCCCAUCAUUCUGAGCCCCCCACAGACGCACACACCAGAUACGUACAACCUGGUCUGGAGGGCGGGGAAGGAUGGCGGGCUGCCCAUCAACGCCUAUUUUGUGAAGUAUCGAAAGCUGGAAGAUGGUGUUGGCAUGGUGGGAAGAUGGCACACAGUUCGAGUCCCAGGAAGUGAAAAUGAGCUCCAUUUAACGGAACUGGAGCCGUCGAGUCUCUACGAAGUUUUGAUGGUGGCAAGGAGUGCAGCAGGUGAAGGACAGCCUGCCAUGCUCACCUUCCGAACCAGCAAAGAGAAAACAACAUCAUCCAAAAACACUCAGGCCUCCUCUCCACCUGUCGGCAUCCCUAAGCGCCCUGUUGUUUCAGAGGCUGCAGACAACUUUGGAGUGAUACUCACAGAUCCUUCCAGACACAGUGGAGUCCCAGAGGCACCUGAUCGGCCCACUAUCUCCACUGCAUCAGAGACGUCCGUCUAUGUCACUUGGAUUCCUCGGGCAAAUGGGGGGUCUCCAAUCACUGCCUUCAAGGUCGAAUAUAAACGGAUGCGGACUAGCGAUUGGCUGGUGGCAGCUGAAGACAUUCCUCCUUCCAAACUUUCUGUGGAAGUGCGUAGUUUAGAGCCAGGUUCAACAUACAAAUUUAGGGUCAUUGCUAUCAACCAUUAUGGUGAGAGUUUUCGGAGUUCAGCCUCUCGUCCUUAUCAGGUGGCUGGGUUCCCCAAUCGUUUUUCUAACCGUCCGAUAACUGGACCUCACAUCGCAUACACAGAAGCUGUCAGUGAUACUCAGAUCAUGCUCAAGUGGACGUACAUUCCAUCAAGUAACAAUAACACUCCCAUUCAAGGAUUUUAUAUCUAUUACCGACCAACAGAUAGUGACAAUGACAGUGAUUACAAGAGGGAUAUUGUAGAAGGUUCAAAGCAGUGGCACAUGAUAGGCCACCUGCAGCCAGAAACCUCCUAUGAUAUUAAAAUGCAGUGCUUCAAUGAAGGAGGAGAGAGCGAGUUUAGUAACGUGAUGAUCUGUGAGACGAAAGUGAAACGGGUUCCUGGAGCUUCUGAGUAUCCUGUCAAAGACCUGAGCACCCCUCCAAAUUCUUCGGGUGGUGGAGGAAAUGCUGGGCCCGCAACCAGCCCCGCCAGAAGCAGUGACAUGCUGUAUCUGAUCGUUGGCUGCGUUCUGGGUGUAAUGGUGCUCAUUCUCAUGGCUUUCAUUGCCAUGUGCCUGUGGAAGAACCGUCAGCAGAAUCCCAUACAGAAAUAUGACCCACCAGGCUAUCUCUACCAAGGGUCAGAUGUUACCGGGCAGAUGGUGGAAUACACCACUCUGCCUGGCACGAACCGAAUAAACAGAAAUGUUCAUGGAAGCUUCAGCAAUGGCUGCUCCCACCUCCACCAUAAGCUCCCCAGUGGAGUCAGCGGGAGCUUAAAUGGAGGACUCUACUCUGGGCGCACGAGCUCUCUAACCAGGACACGUGUGGAUUUUGAACAUCCUCGUCAUCUCGUGAAUGGUGGUGGCCUGUACACGGCAGUACCUCAGACUGACCCGAUGGAGUGCAUUAGUUGUCGAAAUUGUCGGAACAACAAUAGGUGUUUCACCAAAACCAACAGCGCUUUCAGCAGCAGCCCCCUUCCUGUGGUCCCAGUGGUAGCACCUUAUCCUCAGGAUGGUUUGGAAAUGAAGCCCCUCAUUCACAUGAAGAUGCCUGUAUGUCUGGCUUCCACAGUCCCCGACUGUGGUCAGUCACCUGAGAAGGGCAUCAGAGAUGACAAGGCACGAAGACCUGCUCAGCAUAUUUGCUGUCAAGACAAUAGAAAUGAGACCAACUCUGGUUGUGUGGAAGUUGCAGCAGAGUUCAACAGAGGAGACAGCUGUGUGCCUUCAGAAACAGAGAACAAAAUUUUAAGUUGGAAUCCUCUUAUUUUGCCACCUGUUUCAAAGGACUGCACUGAAAAGACACCAUGGUUUCCUCCUGGCAUUCCUGUAGACAGCCCUUCAGGGGUCCUUCAGCAAUCCCAGGAAACCUGAGGAUGUGUCAGUGCCUUGUCAUGUUUCCACUUCAAGCCAGUAACUGCACAAAACAGGCCUGGGGAUGGACUGUGUGAAGGACAUUAAUUCAAUUCAGAGAGAACUCGUUAUUUAUUUUUUGUAGUAGUAAUGUCAUAUGAAUGUAUCUUAAAAUGUGUGCCCUUUUAUAUUAUUUAUGCCUUCAAAGUUUCCCUCCCUAUUUCUUCCUCCCCCUCAGUAGUAAACAACCUGGUUUGGCAUAGUUUUCAA